AUGGAUCAUAGAAGACUUUCCCGGUGGUACAAUACCCUGCCCUCACGGAUCGUGGAUCUUGUUGGGGAUUUCGCGGGAGAUGAGCUCUUCGUCAUUGAAGGGGACUCACUUCUGCUGCACUGCUUUUCGAACGACAAACUCGACUUCUUCAAAGGAUUUCAACCGCUACAUGCUACUUACCUUGUGGAGAAGCUGAUGCAAAAGCUCCAACAUCGCAAGUGUGUUUUUCACAUUGUGUUUUUUGCCCGAAACUAUCGAUGUUGCAUUCCAGCAACAGCCCCAAGCGGUAUUCAUGACAGAUAUCUGCUUGCCCGAGAAGCUAUAAUCCAACACCUCGUCUCGGUUUCACGUCAAUCCUCAUCUUUCUUUGCCGCACACAGAUUUGAUAGUUUUUAUUCCGAUGGAUUCACAGACUACUUUACAAAGUCAGGGGCUUAUCUAUUUAUGUGCCACGAUGGGGCAUUUGCUCGCAGUGAAGAAGACGAAAUUGGCGAGGACGACAGCGACGAAGAAGAUAGCAACGAUAACGACAGCGACAAGAACGACAGCGAAGAGGAAGACAGUAGAGAUGCUAACGAGAGCGGAAAUGAGACUGCUACCAUAUCUAGAAAUUGUCACCAUCAAGCCUCACAAAUCUGUUCACAUGAAGUGACUUCAAAGAUCAAACUGCGCAUGAUGAUCCGAUGGCUCAUUGCCCAUGGGCACAACAUCGCUCUCAUCAAUAACCUUGUGUUUCGAGAUACCAAGGCCAUGGUGAUGGUUAUUGAAGGCUCACGCAAGAGAAUGAAGCAGACGAACUCUCCAUUGGUUUCCCAGAAAGCCUCUCCUAUCCCAGAGAGACAAACCCAUCUAGAUGCAGCUUUUGAGUCACCCGUGAAAAAGGAGAUACCUCCGAACGACCCCAAAAUGGAACACCAACACAUCGUUGCUGUACCCGACUUGGAGCCGGGAAGCCACGACAAUAAAGAAAUACCCUCCGUUAAUACCAUUGACCGAGAAAUGCUCGAGAAAGUGAUUUGUACAAAGUCAGAGUUGACACAGAGCCAAUGUCUCAUGGUUGUGGCCCUGUGUAUUAUGUUACGGGAUGCCGAUGCUCAUGUUUCUGUCAGGCCUAUCGAAGCUCAAUCCAUGAUUUUACAUCUCGUACUUCUACAAAAUAUCAAGCUAACUGACAGAGCAAUUCGAAAUGCUAGCCAGAGAUGCGUGCCUUUCUUCGAUGACUUUUUGAGAACGGCGAGUGCUUUGCUCUCUUCGGUCUCUUGGGAGGCAACAGUGGCUAAGCAUAACUCAAUCUGCGAUCUUUCGGACUUCGUGGAUGAACGACUGUUCUUUGAAACCUGGAUGAUGAUGAACUCGCUUGGCGCUAAGAAAGCCAUCUCGCCUCUCGUGGAACGGCAAUACAACACUCUCGCAUCUUUGGUAGACUGUUUUUGUGGCACCACGUUGAAUUGUAUGUCAACAGAAACGCUGCAAGCCAAUACUGAAUCCACUGCUUCUUCGGGAUCGAUUGCCCUUGCGACAGUACUUCCAUUUGAGGACCCUGUAUUCAAUGCUCACCUGCAGCCCGUCCGGCUAUUGGUUGACAAGUCUUUCGACUCGAGUGAUGAGCCUGGAAUUGCUCGAACCUUCAAAGAUCAUACCCACUGGCAUAGCUCUAGAACACUUGACCGAAAAGCGAAAAUGACUUUACCGCCCAAGGUAGUGAGGCGGGGUUUAAGAAAGAAUCAGUUCUUUAUGGCAGAAAUGAUGGACUAUGCGGAGAGUCUUUCAGGUUCUGCAGGAUUGUUGAAACCAGAGACAGUGGUUGUUGAAGCCCCCAGCACCUUACAGCAAACGUCUAAUUUGAAAAAAAGCCAUGGUGCCAGAUACUCACCUUCUCUGAAAUCAAAAAAGUGCAAACCCAGUUCUGGCACUCCGAGCAUCAGAGAGGUGGCAGCUGCAACCAUUCGCCAAAAACAAGAUAGAGAUGCACAGAGCCAUAGACAGAGAUGGAAGAAUAAGCAGCAGGAAUUUGGACAGAUUGCUGAUCUGCCGAGUCGCUUUUUGAGAGUCAACGAGUACCUGUACAGUUUGCCCGAUGCCACCCGCCAGACAUUGGCCGCUGAAGUCCUCAUGUAUGCACUCGAUACACUAGUCAGACUUAUAAUUGCCGAAUUCAAGGGCAAACACGGAAACGAACAUAUCUCAAUAGCAACAAGAGCUUGGGAAAUCAUCGCACGGCUCACAAAGCUGAAGCAGGGUGUCUCUGCUGAGAUUGUCACUCAUGUUGGGGCAGUGUGCAAACUAUUUCAGCUCCCACUUCCCCAUCUCCAGGUCCAAAACCAAGAUUCACUCAGCUUUGUGGUGUCUAAACCAUCGAACCUGUUUUCUGAUGUCAGUGUAGGGAUGUCCCCGGCCGAAUUUCAGCUUUUGUAUGGAGGCCCUUUCAUGGACCGAGGCAUGGACUCACUUCCAGACAUCCGGACACCAGACUUUGAACCAGAUCGCUGGCAGCGUGAUGUUCUGGAUCAAAUUGACGCUAAGAAGAGUGUCCUUGUGGUGGCUCCUACUAGUGCAGGAAAGACAUUCAUAUCUUUCUAUGCAAUGAGACAGAUACUGAAAGAGGAUAAUGAAGGUAUUCUGGUCUAUGUCGCUCCCACAAAGGCGCUGGUCAAUCAAAUUGCGGCCGAAGUACAGGCUCGAUUUUCAAAAUCGUAUCCUUCCAAAACAAGUGGAAAGUCAGUGUGGGCCAUUCAUACAAGGGAUUAUCGCAUCAAUGAACCCAUGGGCUGUCAGAUUUUGGUCACUGUUCCACACAUUCUUCAAAUAAUGUUGCUCGCGCCGUCGAAUGCGAAUGCAUGGACUCCGCGCAUUAAACGAAUCAUCUUCGACGAGAUCCACUGCAUAGGUCAGGCAAACGAUGGCGUUGUCUGGGAGCAACUUCUACUUCUGGCCCCAUGCCCCAUUAUCGCCCUUUCAGCGACCGUCGGUAAUCCGCAGGAAUUCUACAGCUGGCUCCAUCGUGCGCAAGGCACAAAUGGAUUUGACCUGAAGAUCAUACAACAUAAGCAGCGAUACUCAGAUCUGCGCAAAUACGUCUACCGUCCUCGGAAUUUCAUGUUCACGGGGUUUUCAAAAUGUCAAAGCUUGCCACGCCUUGGUCUGGAUGAGGCAGAAGAUAUGGAGUUUGUGCACCCCGUCACCAGUCUGCUGGAUCGCUCGAGAGGAAUGCCGGAGGAUCUUGAUCUUGAACCGCGCGACUGUCUGACGCUAUGGAAGGCAAUGAGAGACGUACAGACAAAUUAUUUCCCUGUUCAUCAUUCUCUUGACCCUUCUGUUAUAUUCUUGAAUAUCAUCAUUCAAAAGAAGCACGUCCUUGAAUGGCAAAAGAAGCUCAAAGCUUUGUUGGGGGAGUGGAUGAAAGACCCGAAUUCUCCAUUUGAGCUUCUCUUAUACCGGCUGGGCCAGAAGGAUAGUCAACCAUCGGAGGCAGGUGUUGACCUGCUGCAUAACCCUCCUGGACUGCCUCAUACUUUUUGCAGAGAUGACCCGGGGCUUUUGGACACAACUCUGCCCUUGAUUUUCUCACUUCACUCUCAAGGCGCUCUCCCUGCUCUUUUCUUCAAUUAUGACCGAGCGCAAUGUGAAGACAUAUGUCACAAUCUUUUAAACCAGUUGCAGUACUCAGAGAAUGAAUGGAAGGAUAACAGUUUGACUUGGAAGACAAAGAUUGAAAAAUGGAACAAGUGGAAAUUUUCAAAAGAGCAGGCUGACAAGAAGACUUCCAAAUCGAUGAAGAAGAAAUCAAAUGGAGAUGACCAAUGGUCUCGGGAAGAUCAAAUUAGGGAGUCAGCAUCAGCAGAGCACAGUCACUUCGAAUCUUUUGAUCCAGAGAGGCCCGUGGAUGGUUUCCAUUUGGCCAAUUACAAGAUGCUGCCGUCGGAAUUCCCCAGCUACGUCCGUGAGCUAAGGAGACUCGAAACUCAAGAAUGGUUGAUUGAAGCUCUCGAGCGAGGUAUUGGUGUUCACCACGCCGGCAUGAACCGCAAAUACCGCUAUGUUUGUGAAAUUCUCUUCCGAAGAGGUUUCCUACGUGUUGUCAUUGCCACUGGUACUUUGGCCUUGGGCAUCAACAUGCCGUGUAAAACGGUUGUGUUUUCUGGGGAUUCCAUCUUCUUGACAGCCCUAAACUUCCGCCAAGCUGCUGGAAGAGCUGGACGCCGCGGAUUUGAUUUGUUAGGAAAUGUUGUAUUCCAACUUGUCCCUACUUCGAAAGUGAAACGGCUCAUCAGCUCGCGACUUCCAGACCUCAACGGGCACUUUCCAAUUACAACAAGCCUGGUUUUGCGACUCUUCAUCUUGCUGCAAGGUUCGAACAGAUCUGCUUCUGCUGUCAGAUCGAUAAAUUCCUUGCUGUCAGCCCCGCGAAUUUACCUUGGUGGCCCCGAAAUGAAAGAAACCGUGCUUCACCACCUCCGGUUCUCGAUUGAGUAUCUGCGACGGAACGGCCUCCUUGAUAGAAAUGGGUCACCUUUGAAUUUUGCCGGCAUUAUCUCCCACUUGUAUCAUACCGAAACUGCCAGCUUCGCUUUCCAUGCUCUUCUUCGUGCCGGAUACUUUCACAGAUUGUGUAAGAACCUAAGUACAGACACCAAAGGCACACUACGCAAUUUGAUGUUAGUUAUGUCUCAUCUCUUUGGCCGACAUCCACUUCGUCUGUCUACUCUCGAGUCAUACAAGUCUAGCGAAAAGAAAGCAUCAUCGAUUGUCGUCCUUCCACCUUUGCCCAAGCGUGCAGCUGCCGUAUUGGCUGCGCAUAAUGACCAAGUUCUCAAGAUCUACACUGGUUAUGUGACCAGCUUUAUCAAUCAACAUGUCAAAGGGGAAGAUUGUCAGUUACCAUUCAGUGGCAUCAAAUGUGGCGGGGAUCAAUCGGCCGCAGUACUCGGUUUGUCAAAGGCAAAUCGCAUUACCACUAUGGUCACAUCUCCAUUCUUUGCUCUCUCUGGACAUGAAGACAAUUGGAAUUCCAUUUCAGACCUCUGUGAGACAGUUCGCAGCGGUGUUUGGCUCGAAGAAUCCGUCAUUCCCUACCUCUGUGCAUCCGGCCCAGAAUAUUCCACUCCACUGAAUGCAUAUCUGCUCGACUUUUUCAAACACGGAAGCGUCCGUCAGCUGGAGACUGCAAACCACAUCCGACGAGGAGACAUCUGGUUUGCAUUAAAUGACUUUUCUUUGAUAUUAGCCACAAUAAAUACCAGCUUGGAGAACUUUAUCAGUCCUCGGGGCAACAUGGAUACAGACAUGCUUAAUGUUGUUGGUGGAGGAGACGCACAUGAGAUGUCGGUGGACGGUCAAUAUUUUGAUGAAGAAACCUCUAAACAGCAGGAGACGGAACGUCAGCAGCCAGGUGAGACUGAGCGCGAGGAGGCAGAGCCUCGGGUUCCCAUCGCGAAAUACAAAGCAAAAGCUACAGUUGAAAAUUGGGAAGAAGAGAUGGAUGAAGAUUCUGAGGAUAGCCAGAUCAAACAUCGCUCCCCCAGGUCGUUAAAAAAGGAGGCUAAACCAAAGGCCCAGAAGGAGGAGAUUUCGGACAAGUCAAUGGUUCUGGUUGCCCGAGGGUUCCGGAUGCUUCAAGAUGAGUUCGACAGGAAGUUCAGGGAGAUGUGGGCUUGA
Penicillium antarcticum is the source of this 5655-nucleotide messenger RNA. Its product is annotated as putative DEAD/DEAH box helicase. The transcript has 4 exons. The record is from RefSeq and is a predicted model, not a curated record. Bases 1 to 5655 code for a protein of 1884 amino acids. Lineage: Eukaryota; Fungi; Ascomycota; Eurotiomycetes; Eurotiales; Aspergillaceae. Gene Ontology annotation, molecular function: ATP binding; nucleic acid binding. Gene Ontology annotation, cellular component: cytoplasm.